UACUCAAAUAUGUCAAACUGCCAAACACAGCUGCCAAAGUGCAGUGUCGAAUAGUCGAAAUAAUUAUUGUUUAGAUAUCAUAAUAAAUAGAAAAACCUUCCUGCCUACUUUUCUGUUUUAGUAUAUAGAAUACAAAUAUAAAUCUAUAAUAGAGAGAAUAUUCCCAACAAAUUUAUCCAAUAAAUAUGGUGUACUCAACGUUAACUAUUCAAGAUAUUUUUCCACAUAAAUCGAACAGCAAGAAAGUUGAUAUAGAUGCUAUUUUACCAUUUAUAAUAGUUCCAUUCUUGCUGCUAAUAGCGACGAUGUCGCGCACAAUUACCAUAAUAAUUAUGGUUGUAAUUGGAAUGGGAGUAUUGUAUGUGUAUUCCAGGCCGCGACAAAAGAACAGGUCACCGUUUUUCUUCUCAUGGACUAUAUCCUCUUCUAUUACAAUGUUUUUAGUCUUUGAAAUUGGCAUUUUAGGUUUAUUGGAAGUAACACAGUUAGAAAAUUUCAUUUUUCUGCUAUUACUAUCAUGUACUUGUUAUUUUUUUUACAAAAUGAAGUCUGUAGCUGAUUUUGAGCUAGCUACUGGAUCUGCAAAAGGAAAAGAAUAUAGCCCUGUAUUGACGUCAGAUUCUUAUUAUUGCCAGAUAUGUCAGAUUGAAGUCAAUGAGAGAUACUUUCACUCAAUAUGGUGGGACUGUUGUGUGUUGAGGCCAAACUAUAUUUAUUUUUUAGCAGGCCAAUUGUUUGCCUUUGCCACAAUAUUAUUGGGAACAAAUCUGGGGCUUACCACUGUGUGUCAGCCAUUUUUAAUCUAUGGUUUUAUAUUACUACCAGAAGACUGUGAGGAUGUUUAUUAUGAAUUGGACUUGGCGAUAUGCUUUGUUACCUGUGUGUAUGCUGUUGGAUAUUUAUUUGUGAUUUCCCUUGUGUUACUUCGCCAACUACUUAUCUAUAUCCCUAAGUACAGUCAGGCUCAGUGCCGAAGAAUGAUGAAUGUCCUCAAUGUAUGAUAAAAAUCUCAAUGGAUGAACUGUGUUGUGAUAAAUAUUCAAUCUUUGAAUGAGAGAGAAGAGAAAAUCCAUGAAAUGGGGGUAUUUAUGGUCUUUAAUUCGAAUUAAUUUUGUAUUGUCUUAUUGAUUAUGCAAAUAAAGCAUUUAUGACAAGUCAAUACAGAAAUAGAUAAAAUGAUUAUAAAGAGUAUAAAGCACUGUACAUUACGCAAUUUUUGUCCAAGUUUAAUUAUUAUUUAUUUAUUAUUAGCUAAUCAAUAUAACAAUACACAGGCUUUAUUGUUAUUUAAAGCCAAUCGUACUAUUCUAUACAGAUUUAUGUUACGAUGCAACUCUGUAUUAAGAAUAUUUAGUGAUUUAAACUAUAUAGUCUUACUUCUGUGUUCUUAAAGUCAUACAUUCUGUGAAUGACUUGAGUAAAAUUUUACUAGUAGAGUAACCUUGCAUCCAUUUUUGAAGAUUAGUUAAAACAACCGAAUAAAGUGGGAUGAGUUUUGCGAAUUGAUCUAAUAAUGGUAAAUUUUUUAAUGUAGAUUUUUAAUCCUAAAUUUGGGGAUGGAAAUUUUUGCAUUGAAAUCAAAACAUAUUGUCAAAGCAAUUUCAAAUCUCUGAAUCUAACAACUAGGUACUUAAGAAAGUAAAUUGAUGACAGACAUAAGUUCAAGCAAAUCUCAUCAAAGACUAAAAAUAUAUUAAAUAAAGUAUUUUUCAAACAUUCCAUAAGAUCAGAAUAUUGUGCUCCUAAAAUUAAUGCGAACGAGUGCUGAAGAAAUGAAUAAUUUCAUAAUAUCUACCCAACGAAAUAAUACAAACUUGUGAAAAUGAUAUGUUUUUAUAAUACGUAAGCAUUCCUGAAAAUACAUUAUGUAGUUUAACGAACACUUGCAAACGAAUGAGUUAUUGUUAUCUUACGAACAAUAAGAUUAACAAAUUAAACAUCCCUAAUAAUAACAUGGUAUAGUACUCGUCGGUAAAUAUUGCCGCAUCGAUUUAUAGGCGGAAAAUACAUAGACAACUCUAAACCUUUUCCCAAAGCCGUGGUAUUCACUGCCAUGUGCACACUAUAGUUGUAUUUUGGAUUUUCCUAUUUCAAAAUAGAAACAUGUUACAAAAUAUUGAUAUUUUUAAACUUCUAUCAUUAUAAGUCAUCAUUAUGAUAGAGACGCAGGUUUGAUGAAGUUUGCUUUGUUAAUAUGAACUGAGACUUGACCUUCAGGCCACAGGCUAAAAAUAAACUUAUUACCUAAUUUGUGGUGAAUAUCAAGACCUAAAAGAUUUUCUGUACCCAUGAUAUCUAGACGUGUAACAAAAAUUUGCGGCACAGAAUCGAACCUGUGUUUGUUGUCUCACAGUUUGUUAACUAUUGUGUCUCCAUAGGCUGUCAAAUCUCUAGAAUGGAUAUCAUAUCUUUAGUGUCUAUUGUUAUCUUGCAGAUCUCAUUUUAAAUAUGGCUUAAUUCUACAGUUAAUUGUUAUAUUAUUAUUGGGUGUUUAUUUUAAUAAAAAAGAAAUAUCUAGGUAAUUAAACAGUGAUAAUAAUUUUACACAUUGGAAAAUAAAACCUAUAUUUUCCAGUGUUUGACAUUUAUUUCGUUUUAAAAUUGUUAUUUGUUGCAAAUAGGUAGGUAAGUACAUAUUGUAAAUUAAUGUACCUUGAAACUGUUUAUUUAUAAGUUUGAAAUCAAAAUUAACGUUUAAACAUAUCACUAAGUCAGUAAAGUAUUAUAAUGUUACUUAUAUUAAGUUCUUAAAUUAAUAAACAUGAUAUUCUAAAAUUGUA
Manduca sexta (tobacco hornworm) is the source of this 2780-nucleotide messenger RNA. It is a transcript of the gene GABPI, whose product is annotated as palmitoyltransferase ZDHHC23. Lineage: Eukaryota; Metazoa; Arthropoda; Insecta; Lepidoptera; Sphingidae. The transcript has 6 exons. The record is from RefSeq and is a predicted model, not a curated record. Gene Ontology annotation, molecular function: palmitoyltransferase activity. The coding region runs from base 186 to 1001 and encodes 271 amino acids.